This is a messenger RNA of Acaulospora colombiana, 1183 nucleotides long. NCBI's taxonomy places the organism in Eukaryota, Fungi, Glomeromycota, Glomeromycetes, Diversisporales, Acaulosporaceae. The record is from the annotation of a GenBank genome assembly.
ACAAUUUACAUUGACUGUUCACUAUAGAUAUAUUAUUAAGAAAGAGAAUAUUCAACAGGAAUCUGUUGACCCCGAAGGAUCAGUAGAGGUAAAGGCAUCUUCGAUCUUGGGUAUGAAUCGUAUCUGGAAUGAACUUAAACACGGGUACAUUAUGGUGCUUAACAAUAGGAGCCACCAAAAAAGAAGAUUUGCAUCACACGAACAAGAGGAUCAAACAAAGAGAGGGCUGUUAAAACGUUUUCUGAACCUAAACGUGUAUGUGAUGUUUGCAAAGGCUUUCUCGGGAUCUAUAAUUGCCGCUAAUCAAAGUUUCAUCGACUUGCAGCUUUGCCUUAAAGUUUCAUUGGGUGAAAUUUGUGAUUCGGACUCGUACGUUUUGAUAAUCGAAUUAUUUAAAGCUUGGACAUCAUCAGAAUUGAUAAAACCUCCAUAUCAAUUUUCAGGUUACAAGUUUCCAAAGUCAGAUGUGUACCUCGCCGAAAUUGGGGAGGAGAUUGCCAACCAACUGGAGAAAGAAAAGAGAAACAAAUUGAGAAAGUUGCAAGCUCAACAUUCAAAAGAAGAAGGGAAUUUCGAAAUUAAUUUGGAGGCCCAAGUUCAUGAAUCAAAGAAUAAUGAAGACGUUGUGUUAGGGUCCACGAGCAGUGAUAUUAAGAAAGAAGAAAAGGUUGACAUAAUUUCAUCGGAUGUUGGAAGAGCCUCUGGGAUCAUCAACGCCGCGGAAUUUGUUGAUACGCCUGAUGUUCCGUUACGUGAUUGUGAAAAGAAGAAACAAAGCGAAUGGGCAUUGAUGAAACGACACGUUAGCGAGGAUAUUUUUGGCGUUCAACUGUGCGGAUGCAAAGCCCAACACCUGGUAAAGUGUGCAGAGGUUUUGAGUAACGAAAUUGAGGUUGAUUUUGUUGAUAUAAAUCUCGGGUGUCCAAUUGAUCUUGUUUUUAACAAAGGGGGAGGGACGGCGCUUUUAAGGCACGAUGGAAGGAUCGGAAAGAUUAUUAGAGGAAUGCAGAGGGUCAUGGACUUUCCAGUUACGGUAAAGUUUCGUACGGGUAUUCAAGACAACAUGCCCGUUGCACACAAACUAAUGCCAAAAUUCGAAAGCUGGGGAGUCGCAUUGGCUACGGUUAGCACUCAUUUAAAAACUCAAAAGUAUUUUCAAGAAUUUGUUUCCCCUGAAAUCUGA